GAGAUGACAUACAAUACAUAACCUCGAAAUUUAUAAUCAAACAAAAUUCAAAAUUUAAUUUUUCUUAUCAUCUUUCCCUAAUUUCCUUUUUAUUAUAUAAUAUAUGACUACCAAUUUAGUGUAAAUUAAGCUCAAAAUCAAAAUGAACAAAAUCAGUGACGUCGUAAUGAGAAAGCUGGAGAAAUCCAUCUACCUGAAGCCCUACACGAUGCAUUUCACCCAAAACGGCCACAAAAAGACCUGGGACCUAUUGGGAAUUCACGAUAGCGUGUGCAUAAUAAUCUACAACAUUACCAGAAACGUUUUAGUUUUGGUAAAACAAUUCAGACCGCCCGUGUAUUUGGGUACCAUCGACCCCGAGGACAGGAAAGUUGACCAACCGAUAGAUACCAAAAAAUACCCCACUGAAAAUGGGAUAACUAUAGAAGUAUGUGCGGGGAUUGUUGAUAAGAACUUGUCUUUGGCUGAAAUUGCUCGGGAGGAGGUUUUCGAGGAGUGCGGAUAUGAUGUACCAGUGAGUUCACUGGAAUUUAUAGGAUCUUGUCGUUCCGGUGUAGGCACCUCAGCCUCAGUACAAACAUCUUACUACUGCGAAGUCACUGACGAUAUGAAAAGUUCACAGGGCGGAGGCACCGACGAAGAACUAAUCGAAGUAGUCGAAAUGACUGUGGCAGAACUUAAAAAAUACCUCAUACAGAACGGCGUAGUCAACAGUCCUCCCAGUUUUAUGUAUUGCAUGUAUUGGUUUUUAUUGAACAAAGAUAAAAAGUCCCAUUUGUAAUUUGUUCUGUAAUUUGUUUUUCCUUGUUUUCAAAUUUUAUCUUUAUUAUAUUAUUGUUUUACUUGUACAUGUAAAUACUAUGCAUCACUGUCCUGACUAAUUAGAAUUAUUUUCAGAUAUCUUAUUCACUGUCCAAGUCAAUAGUUUCAAUGGAAUUAUUCUUAGGAGCAAUAUCUUCACUUUCAUCACUCCAAUCAUCUAACCAGCAGUAUUGAGGUUUUCCUUCAAUCAUUUACAUGGAAUUAUUUUCAGAAGCCUAGACAUGCUUCUGAAAAUAAUUCCAAGCAAAUGAUUAAAAGAACACCCUGAAAUUGCUGGUUAGAUGAUUGGAGUGAUGAAAGUGAAGAUAUUGCUCCUAAAAAGUGAUUUCACUAAACAGUAGUGCUGGACAGGAGAAUAAUGAAAUUGUAGCCAUUGGUCCUGAAAAGAAUUCCAUGGAAGUUAUCAACAAUACAAUAUAUAUAGUAUAGUUGCGCCUGUCCUGCAAUGAAACUCAAAAUAUUGCUCCUGAAAAUGAUACCAACAAAGCAAUAGGUGGUCUGUUGAAUAGAAAUGAAGGCUCUGUUCCAGAAAAUAAUCAAGAAGCAAAGCCUUCAUUAUCAUCAGACUCCUGACCAGCUUUGUUGGAAUCAUUUUCGGGAACAAAAUCUUGAGUUUCAUCAAUGUCCUGUCCAGCUAUAUUGUGGUUGUCUAAUCUAUAGCCUCCAUGGAAUUCUUUUAACGAGCAAUGGCUGCAAUUUCAUCACUCUCCUGUCCAGCAAUUCCUUUUUUAUUUGGUUACCGGUAUCAUAAUGAAAGUGCAAAUUAUAGGUACUUAUUUAAUUUGUCAUAAAAUAAAUUAUUUUAAGUUGGCAAUAGCCUAAUGUGAUCCUAUAAAAUAAUGUAAUUACAUAUUUCACAAAUUAUUUUUAAUUCCUUAUUGUUUCAAAUUCUCAAUAAAGAUAUUUCGUUGAAACUGAA
Ceutorhynchus assimilis (cabbage seed weevil) is the source of this 1741-nucleotide messenger RNA. Lineage: Eukaryota; Metazoa; Arthropoda; Insecta; Coleoptera; Curculionidae. The record is from the annotation of a GenBank genome assembly.